AUGCUUCGAAUUAAACCUAGCUUGGAUUCCAUCGACAAUCGACAACAAUUGCAAGAGUAUGUACCACUCAAACAAGUAAAUAUCGAUGCAACUAUGAAAUCUUUUGCUGCCAAUGUAACUAUCAAACAAGUAUUUCGCAAUGAUGAGACUAUACCAAUUGAAGCAGUUUACUGCUUUCCAAUCGAAGAACAAGCAGCUGUCUACGCGUUUGUAGCACGCAUUGACGAUCGAGAAAUUAUUGCGCAGCUGAAAGAAAAGAAUGAAGCUCAGAAGGAAUAUAGUGAUGCUCUUCGACAAGGUCAUGGUGCCUAUUUACUUGAACAAGAUGAAAAGUCACAAGACAAUUUUAUCAUCAAUGUGGGCGCCCUACCACCUGGAAAAGAAUGCUGCAUAACGAUUUCAUAUGUCUCUGAACUGGAUCUAAUUCAAAAUGGUCGAACGAUUCGAUUCGUUGUUCCGACCACUAUUGCUCCACGUUACAAUCCGAAUCAGGGUGAUAUCAGUUCUCCUGCUGGAACCACAUCGAAAUAUGUUCAAUUGAGUCCUUAUACUAUUGAAUUUCACUGUCGAGUGGAUAAAAUUGGAGUUUCACGAAUUAGUUCAUCAUCUCAUUCGAUUCAAGUUGAUGUCGGACAACAGAAUGUUUAUGUUAUCGAAUUCGCUCAACAAAAUACUCAUUUAGAUCGAGAUAUUCUUCUUGAUAUUGACUUGGCUGAAAAUCGAUCAAAUACCGUUGUUGCUAUCGAACCGGGUGCUGUUAUGGCUUCAUUCACUCCAACUGAUGAGGAUUGUCGACGUUUAAUGAACAAUACAACAAUAACCAAUGAAUUUAUGUUUAUUAUCGACUGCAGCGGAUCAAUGGAUAGUGAGAACAAGAUUGGAUUGGCACGUCAAGCCAUGAUUCUCUUUCUCAAAAGUCUUCCAGUUCAUUGCCAUUUUAACAUUAUCCAAUUUGGAAGUAAUUAUCAAACAUUGUUUAAUGAGAUUACGGCUGUGUAUAAUGAAGAGAAUGCUCGAAAAGCUGAACAACUAAUUAAUCAAAUGCAAGCAAAUAUGGGUGGUACCGAAUUGUUGAAACCAUUUGAAUGGCUACAACAACAUUCACCAAAACAAGGUCGAGCUCGACAAAUCUUUCUUCUAACUGACGGUGAAAUAUCCAAUGUCAGUGAAGUGCUGGAUCUUUGUCGUUCAAUGUCAACGUUUGCCCGAAUUUUUUCCUUUGGUUUGGGUGAUUCACCAAGUCGUUCACUUGUCAAAGGUCUCGCACGAACAACCAAUGGUCAUUUCGUUUUCAUUCCACCUAAGAGCAGUGUCGAUGUUUAUGUUGGCGAACAAUUACAAAAAGCUCUACAAUCUUGUAUUACUAAUGUUCAAGUCAAAUGGAAUUUGGGUACAUCAUCAAUAUUGAGUGCUCCAACAAAAACGCCACCAGUCUAUGCCAACCAUCGUCUCAUUCUUUAUGCAUUGACAGAUGAUCAAACUUCGACAUUCGAUCAUAAUUCCAGUGUUGAAUUGUAUAUAGAUCAACAUCGAUUGGGUGAAGCAAUAGUCGAUUGUAUACCACAUGUAAGUAACACGGAUACCAUUGCUCGACUGGCAGCCAAAGCACUCAUUAUCGAAUUGCAACAUGCUAAAAUUCCAGAAGAAAAUGUGAUCGGUUCGUUACAAACUCGAUUUGAACAUCUUGCACCAUCAACAGCAAUCAACGAUGAGAAAGAAAUGACGAAAAAACGAAUCAUCGAACUGUCACUUAAACAUCAAAUUCUUAGUCCAUACACAGCCUUUGUCGGAGUGGAAAAACGGACCGAUGCAAGCAAUGCUGGAAUGAUUCUACGUGAAGUGCCUAUUCAAAUCUCAGCCGAUGAUCAACACUUACAAACAAGGCAUCAGAUUAAUGCUUAUUAUGCUCCAAGUGCGAUAGCUGCACGACGAAGAGCUUCACCAUCGCGCAGCUUCGAUAAAUCGCUCUUAAUGAUGUGUAUAAACCAAAUCAGUUCAUCUUCUAGCGCAGCAUUGAAGCCGAUCUGUCGUGAUAAUUGUGUUCGUUACGUUCAAGGUUACGAUAUCACCGGAGUAACAAAUACUGUUCAGUACACAUUCAAAUUAAAUCAUAUUACGAGUGCAUGUGACUGUUAUGACAAAUGUCGUCAAAAUCCAACAACGUGCGCUAAUUGGGUGUGGAAAUUCACAAAUAAUUCACCUAAUCGCACUUGCACAAUAUAUUCAAAUUUUAAUCUACCUUCAGCUGUAAGAAUUGGCUUCAAUUUAACCACAUCGAAGAUUGGUAAUUUCGGUGGUAACCCGCUACAAAAAGGUGGUCUUGUUCCUCCAUGUCAAUUUUACAACAAACAGGGAAAACCUUAUGGUCAUGACCAAAAUUGCAUCUCUGGACCACUCUGGGCUAUUGGUACAAAACAAUUUCUGUGUUAA
Molecule: messenger RNA, 2430 nt
Organism: Rotaria sordida
Lineage: Eukaryota; Metazoa; Rotifera; Eurotatoria; Philodinida; Philodinidae
Source: the annotation of a GenBank genome assembly